Molecule: messenger RNA, 3213 nt
Organism: Molossus molossus (Pallas's mastiff bat)
Lineage: Eukaryota; Metazoa; Chordata; Mammalia; Chiroptera; Molossidae
Gene: PIWIL2
Product: piwi like RNA-mediated gene silencing 2
Exons: 22
Coding region: 1-2913 (970 amino acids)
Biological process (GO): regulatory ncRNA-mediated gene silencing
Cellular component (GO): P granule
Molecular function (GO): piRNA binding; protein binding
Source: RefSeq, a predicted model, not a curated record
AUGGAUCCUGUCCGACAACCCUUCAGGGGCCCUUCUGGGCACCCAUCUCAAUGUGUACAGAUGCCAGGCUCUUGGCCACAAGCUCCUAAACCUUUGGACUCAGCCCUGGGCAGGGCAAGACCUCUAGGCAGAGGCCAUGUAUUUGGAAAACCAGAGGAACCAAGUCCACAGAGAGGGCCGGCACAAAGGGAAUCUGUGGGUUUGGUCUCCAUGUUCCAAGGACUGGGACUUGAAACAGUGUCCCAAACCCCUGCGAAACGGGAAAUGCCUUCCUUAGGUAGAGGCAUUUUAGGUAGAGGCUUAUCUAUCAAUGUGGUGCACAAGGAAAAAGAAGAACCACAUCCCACUUUUCCGGAUCCAUCAGUGUUGGCAGCUGGUGAUAGCAAGAUGGCAGAGGCCACCAUUGGUUGGAAUAGAAUGCUUGGAAGAGGGAAUAUGGAUGUGCCUGUAUUACCAUUAGGAAGAGCAGCUGGUGGUGUAGGCAGAGGUGUGUACAAGGUUCCCAGUGCUGUCAACAUUCCUUCUCGGGGUCCUGCCCAGCAGCCAUCAUCACCACCUCUGCCCCCGCCCUCCCUACACUCUCUGGAUCGCCUUUCACUAGGGACUGCAGAACACAAGGAAAAAGAGCUUUUUGUGAAGCAAGGUUCAAAAGGAAUACCUCAGCCUUUGGGAUUGAACCUUAUCAAAAUACAAUGUCAUAACGAAGCAGUUUAUCAAUAUCAUGUGACUUUCAGUCCCAAUGUGGAAUGCAAAAGCAUGAGGUUUGGCAUGUUGAAGGACCAUCAAACUGUCACCGGAAACGUCACUGCUUUUGAUGGAUCCAUUCUCUAUCUGCCUGUUAAGCUUCAACAAGUUCUUGAGUUAAAAAGUCAAAGGAGAACUGAUGGUGCGGAGAUCAGCGUUAAGAUUCAGCUGACCAAGAUCCUGGAGCCCUGUUCUGACUUGUGCAUUCCCUUCUACAAUGUUGUUUUCCGAAGGGUAAUGAAACUUUUAGAUAUGAAGCUUGUGGGGAGAAACUUCUAUGACCCGACGAGUGCUGUGGUACUGCAGCAGCACAGAUUGCAGAUCUGGCCAGGCUAUGCAGCUAGCAUCCGGAGGACAGAUGGCGGUCUCUUCCUGCUAGCUGAUGUCUCCCAUAAGGUCAUUCGAAAUGAUUCUGUGCUGGACGUCAUGCAUGCCAUGUAUCAACAGAACAAAGAAAACUUCCAGGAUGAGUGCACUAAACUUCUGGUUGGCAAUAUUGUCAUAACCCGAUACAACAACCGUACCUAUCGUAUUGAUGAUGUAGAUUGGAAUAAGACUCCAAAAGACAGCUUCACAAUGUCUGAUGGGAAGGAGAUCACAUUCUUGGAAUACUACAGCAAAAACUAUGGAAUCACAAUUAAGGAAGAGGACCAGCCACUACUAAUCCACAGGCCCAGUGAGAGACAGAACAACCAAGGGAUGCUGCUAAAAGGUGAAAUCCUGCUGCUACCUGAACUUUCCUUCAUGACUGGGGUUCCCGAGAAGAUGAAGAAGGACUUCAGGGCCAUGAAGGAUUUGACCCAGCAGAUCAACCUGAGCCCCAAGCAGCACCAUAAUGCUUUGGAAUGCUUGAUUCAGAGAAUUUCAAAGAAUGAGACAGCCAGCAAUGAACUAACACGUUGGGGACUCUAUCUGCAGAAGGAUGUACAUAAGAUUGAAGGACGGGUCCUGCCAAUGGAAAGAAUUAACUUAAGAAGUACUUCAUUUAUCACAUCUCAGGAAGUAAACUGGAUUAAGGAAAUAACCAGGGACCUUUCCAUCUUGACUGUACCCAUGCAUUUCUGGGCACUCUUUUACCCAAAAAGAGCAAUGGACCAGGCCCAAGAACUGGUUAACAUGUUAGAGAAGGUAGCUGGCCCCAUUGGCAUGCGCAUGAGCCCACCCGCCUGGGUUGAACUAAAGGAUGAUCGAAUAGAGACCUAUGUCAGAACCAUUCAAUCCAUGCUGAGAGCUGAGGGGAAGAUACAGAUGGUUGUGUGCAUCAUCAUGGGCACACGUGAUGAUCUCUAUGGGGCCAUUAAAAAGCUGUGCUGUGUGCAGGCUCCAGUGCCUUCGCAGGUAAUCAAUGUCCGAACCAUUGGUCAGCCCACCAGGCUUCGGAGUGUGGCCCAGAAAAUUUUACUUCAGAUUAACUGUAAAUUGGGUGGUGAGCUCUGGGGAGUGGAUAUUCCUCUGAAACAGUUAAUGGUAAUUGGGAUGGAUGUUUACCAUGGCCCUGGCAAAGGCAUGCGCUCCGUGGUCGGCUUUGUGGCAAGCAUCAACCUCACCCUCACAAAAUGGUAUUCACAAGUAGUGUUCCAGAUGCCUCAUCAGGAGAUUGUGGAUAGCCUGAAGCUGUGCCUGGUAGGCUCCCUGAAAAAGUUUUAUGAGGUGAAUCACUGUCUCCCAGAGAAGAUUGUGGUGUAUCGUGAUGGAGUGUCUGACGGCCAGCUAGAGACAGUUGCCAACUAUGAGAUUCCUCAGCUACUAAAGUGUUUUGAAGCUUUUGAGAAUUACCAGCCCAAGAUGGUGGUAUUUGUAGUUCAGAAGAAAAUCAGCACUAAUCUGUACCUGGCUGCUACGGAGCACUUUGCAGCUCCCUCUCCUGGGACUGUGGUGGAUCACACAAUCACAAGCUGUGAGUGGGUGGACUUCUACCUUCUUGCCCAUCAUGUACGGCAGGGUUGUGGCAUUCCUACACAUUAUGUGUGUGUGCUCAACACUGCAAAUCUGAGCCCUGAUCAUAUGCAGAGGUUGACUUUCAAACUGUGCCACAUGUACUGGAAUUGGCCUGGUACCAUCAGAGUUCCAGCUCCUUGCAAGUAUGCCCACAAGCUAGCUUUCCUGUCAGGACAAAUCUUGCAUCAUGAACCAGCCAUUCAGCUAUGCGAGAACCUGUUCUUCUUGUGACUGGAAAACCAGGAUAUGGGCUGAUUAGAGGAAUUACACUUCUGAAUGUAGCUGUGACUCAUGCAGGAUCAAGAGAUUGAGGGAUUUUUGUGUUGCUAGUUUUCCCUUUUGCCAACCCAGUAGAAUAAGAUACAUUUUUUCCCUAUUUUUUCUACUUUAAAGCUGGUAUUACCAAAAGGCAAGUUCCAUUCUAAGUAUCAGCUGGAAAUUGCCAUUUUGCCUUUGCAGAGCAAAUGGGGGUGAUAUUGCUACAGUGUAGUUGGAGUGGGUGCAUAUGGGGAACCUUUAAGAGCCUGCAAA